AUGGGUAGUUUAAUGAAUGUUCAGUGUUGUGGGUUCGUGUGUCGCCUCUGCUCAAAAUCGCACCGUGAGGUGAUAUUUAUUUACGGCACCGAUGGGAUUGCCCUGGACUUGCUGCGAAAGAUUAAUAACUAUCUUCCCGUAGAGAUUACCCCUACAGACCCGCUGCCCAAGACCAUCUGUGUGGCGUGUACUUCAAAGAUCCUGCAGCACCAUCUGCUGAUGGAACAGAUACAGAAUGUGCAGCACAGGUUCAAGCAGAUGCGUGACGAGGAAUUGAUUCGAAUAAGAAAAAGCAAGGACACGACUCAGUCCUCUUCCUACGGGGCUCCCCGGAGUAUCGUAAAGACGAAAUCUAGCACCAGCACGCAAACUCCAGCCCCAGAGCCCUCAGUCAAACGACAAAGACAGCAAACUGGUGUGGCACCGAGCAGUGGCUCAAACAGUUGUGCAUCCUGGACGUACGAUGAGGGCGCCGGACCCAGCCGACCGCGUGCCGGUGACAGUGGGCCGAUGCAAUCGUCCGAUUUCGUCUUCAAGGAACCGCUGCCCGUGAAAACAGCUGGUACACCUGAGCCGGGCCCCAGUGAUCAUUAGUAUACGGUUAUGCUCUGACAUUGCUCUUCAUCGCCACUAAAUCGGUGCACAUUAAAAGCGAUUUUAAUAAAACAGCACGACCAACCUUAAGUAAUCCUCGGGUCGGCCUUAAGGCGAAACGAGCAAGGACCUUAAUCGCUACCGUCACGAUCAUGCAGUGGAAUGGAAUGUCUAGGACGGGGACAGCUAGGGUCUUGAAGCAACUGAAACGCUAGUUGGAGACAUCGAAAGACAUCAAGACAUCGAACGCGGGCAAAAGUAGAUAAUUGAUAAGAAAACCGUUAAAAAAAUAGUUCAUAAGGAGAUGAUUGUGGGAAGCUGCAAAAAUAGGUUAACUCGAGGAACACAGGAUACGAUAUGAACCCAAAAGGAUAAUUUUUCAAAACGGGGUAGCAAGAGUCGCCGAAACCACUUCCUACCUGCUGCCGACCCAAGCUUAGAAAUCUGAUCGCUAAUUACCCAGCUAGCUCUAUGGCCACGUUACCAGGCAGCUCUACUGACGGAUACGAACCGACUUUUGCCACCGAGCACUAGGCGCUGAAGGGAUCGUAGUCGAAUUCACAAGAAAUGGACGACAGAGAGUAGCAAACAAUCUUCAUCGAUUCACAGCU
Molecule: messenger RNA, 1205 nt
Organism: Anopheles cruzii
Lineage: Eukaryota; Metazoa; Arthropoda; Insecta; Diptera; Culicidae
Exons: 2
Coding region: 1-594 (197 amino acids)
Cellular component (GO): nucleus
Molecular function (GO): zinc ion binding
Source: RefSeq, a predicted model, not a curated record